Messenger RNA from Hippocampus zosterae (dwarf seahorse), 3371 nucleotides. It is a transcript of the gene pik3c3, whose product is annotated as phosphatidylinositol 3-kinase, catalytic subunit type 3. The record is from RefSeq and is a predicted model, not a curated record. Gene Ontology annotation, molecular function: 1-phosphatidylinositol-3-kinase activity. Lineage: Eukaryota; Metazoa; Chordata; Actinopteri; Syngnathiformes; Syngnathidae. The transcript is spliced from 23 exons. The coding region runs from base 436 to 3063 and encodes 875 amino acids. Gene Ontology annotation, biological process: autophagosome assembly; phosphatidylinositol-mediated signaling; phosphatidylinositol-3-phosphate biosynthetic process. Gene Ontology annotation, cellular component: peroxisome; cytoplasm; phosphatidylinositol 3-kinase complex, class III, type II.
UGACGUAUCGGCAAUGGGCUGCCUUAGUCUGAGAAUAGCUCUCGCUCCCUGCUGGGUUGUUGUGUAGCUGUAAUAAAAGAUAAACAAGGCCCGGAAAGGGCUCUCUAAAUGACACAUUUGCCUUUUAUGCACUAUUUUGAUAUCAUAGCUGAACGCGUAUAGACCAAGUGCAUCUCGAGGUCUGAAUUGUGGGGCUUUUUCGCCGGUCCGAGGUCUUGUAGCAAAACAAACUGCACACACACACACACAGAAGUCUUCCUCGGACAAGCGAGUGUGAGCUUUUUUGCUCCAAUUAUGGGUGCUUUUGGAAAUUCCAUCUAACGCCCUAAGUUUGCUCUGAGAGUGCGAGUGUUGCCUUUCAUUCAGCAACGCUUUUGAGUUUUCGAACGGUCCGUAGCGUAGAAGCACGCACUCUGGAUUUUGCCCCGCCGGAAAAUGGACACGGAUAAGUUUAACUACGUUUACAGCUGCGACUUGGACAUCAAUGUUCAACUCAAGAUAGGCAGUUUGGAAGGCAAGCGAGAGCAAAAGAGCUACAAAGCCCUGCUGGCGGACCCCAUGCUGCGCUUCUCUGGCCUCUACCAGGACCACUGUUCAGACCUCUACGUCACCUGCCAAGUGUUCGCCGAAGGCAAGCCUCUGGCCUUGCCGGUUCGCACCUCCUACAAGGCCUUCAGCACGCGCUGGAAUUGGAACGAGUGGCUGCGACUGCCGGUCAAGUACCCAGACCUUCCCCAAAGCGCCCAGGUGGCCCUCACCGUGUGGGACAUCUACGGGCCUGGUCGAGCUGUCCCUGUCGGGGGAACAACGGUCACCCUGUUUGGCAAAUAUGGGAUGUUCAGACAAGGAAUGCAUGACCUGAAGGUUUGGCCCGGCGUGGAGGGCGACGGCGCAGAGGCCACCGCCACGCCCGGACGCACCAGCAACAGUCUCACUGAGGACCAGAUGGGCAGACUUGCCAAGUUGACCAAGGCCCAUCGGCAGGGCCACAUGGUCAAGGUGGACUGGCUGGACCGCUUGACCUUCAGGGAGAUCGAGAUGAUCAACGAGAGCGAGAAGCGUAGCUCCAAUUUCAUGUACCUCAUGGUGGAGUUUCCCAGAGUGAAAACAAAUGACAAAGAAUACAGCAUUGUCUACUAUGAAAAGGAUGGAGAUGACGCAGCGCCCACGCUCUCCAGCUGUGAAAUCGUCAAAGUUCCUGACCCACAGAUGGGGAUGGAGAACCUGGUGGAGAGCAAGCAUCACAAAUUGGCCCGUAGCCUCCGCAGCGGGCCGUCCGACCACGACCUGAAGCCCAACGCUGCCACGCGGGACCAGCUCAAUAUCAUCGUCAGCUACCCUCCGACGAAGCAGCUGAGCUCGGAAGAGCAGGACCUGGUGUGGAAGUUCCGAUACUACCUCACCACUCAGGAAAAGGCGCUGACAAAGUUCCUGAAGUGCGUCAACUGGGAUCUGCCCCAGGAGGCCAAGCAGGCCCUGGAACUGCUGGGCAAAUGGCGGCCCAUGGAUGUGGAGGACUCCUUGGAGCUGCUCUCUUCGCAGUUUGCCAACCCGACGGUGCGACGCUAUGCUGUCGCGCGGCUGCAGCAGGCGGAUGACGAGGACCUGCUCAUGUAUCUUCUCCAACUGGUCCAAGCACUCAAGUAUGAGAACUUUGGUGAUAUCCAAGGAGGCCUGGAGCCAGGCAGCAAGAGAGAAGGCCAGGGACUUUCAGAUGACUCCACACUCGACAGCUCCCAGAUCUUGACGGCCACAUCUGCAUGCCUCACCACUACGCAGAAAGGCAAAGAAGGAGCAGAUGGUGAGAAUCUUGAGCAAGACCUGUGCACGUUUCUCAUCUCGCGUGCUUGCAAGAACUCCACACUGGCCAACUACUUGUACUGGUAUGUUAUCGUGGAGUGCGAGGACCAGGACACACAGCAGAGGGACCCCAAGACCCACGAAAUGUACCUAAACGUCAUGAGGAGGUUCAGCCAGGCUUUGCUCAAGGGCGAUAAGAGUGUGAGGGUGAUGCGCUCGCUGCUAGCCACCCAGCAGACCUUCGUUGACCGGCUCGUGCAGUUGAUGAAGGCGGUGCAGAGGGAGAGCGGCAAUCGCAAGAAGAAGACUGAGCGGCUGCAGGCGCUUCUGGCCGACAAUGAAAAUGUAUACCUCUCGGAAAUCGAGCCCAUCCCACUCCCGCUGGAGCCUCAGAUCCGGAUCCGAGGCAUCGUCCCCGAAACGGCGACUCUCUUCAAGAGCGCGCUAAUGCCCGCCAAGCUGAUUUUCAAAACGGAGGCUGCCACCACCUAUCCGGUCAUCUUCAAGCACGGCGAUGACCUGAGACAGGAUCAGCUCAUCCUCCAGAUCAUCUCGCUCAUGGAUAAAUUACUAAGGAAGGAGAACCUGGACCUGAAGUUGACACCCUACAAAGUGUUAGCCACCAGCACCAAACAUGGUUUCAUGCAGUUUGUGCAGUCGGUUCCGGUUGCCGAAGUGCUGGCAACUGAAGGCAACAUUCAGAGCUUCUUCAGGAAGCAUGCGCCGAGCGAAAAGGGGCCGUACGGCAUCAGCUCGGAGGUGAUGGACACCUACGUGAAGAGCUGCGCCGGUUAUUGCGUCAUCACGUACAUCCUGGGCGUAGGAGACCGACAUCUGGACAAUCUGCUCCUGACCAAGACAGGGAAACUCUUCCAUAUCGACUUUGGCUACAUCCUGGGCCGCGAUCCCAAGCCGCUUCCGCCGCCUAUGAAGCUGAGCAAAGAGAUGGUGGAGGGGAUGGGGGGCAUGCAGAGCGAGCAGUACCAGGAGUUCCGGAAGCAGUGCUACACUGCCUUCCUGCACCUGCGCAGGUACUCCAACCUGAUCCUCAAUCUCUUCUCCCUCAUGGUGGACGCCAAUAUUCCCGACAUCGCCUUGGAGCCCGACAAGACGGUCAAGAAAGUGCAAGACAAGUUCCGGCUGGACCUGUCCGACGAGGAAGCGGUGCAUUACAUGCAGAGUCUGAUCGACGAGAGCGUGGGCGCCCUGUUCGCCGCCGUGGUUGAACAAAUUCACAAGUUUGCUCAAUACUGGCGUAGGUGAGCUGUGGCAUGAGGCCAAACCUGGUGGACCUGCAGAGAAGGAAGCUACUGCAACAACUGACUGAUGAGGACAGGCAUUUUUUUUUUUAAUCUUGUAAAUAUCAUGUAGUGUACUAAUGAAUGAAUUAGAUGUAUAACCCAACACAUCUUUUCAGCCUGUCAUCAUGCUAUUGUUUUUUAUUUAUUGCGUGUCAGUCAGGUCAGCAUUGCAAAUGAGAUUCUGUUCUCAAUUGCCUUAUCUUGAUAAAUAAAGGUGAAAUGAAAAAAAUAAUAAUAAUCUGGAUGGUUCCAGAUGCUUGUGUCAACAUA